Pochonia chlamydosporia 170 is the source of this 552-nucleotide messenger RNA. RefSeq lists its product as hypothetical. Lineage: Eukaryota; Fungi; Ascomycota; Sordariomycetes; Hypocreales; Clavicipitaceae. Bases 1 to 552 code for a protein of 183 amino acids. The transcript is spliced from 2 exons. The record is from RefSeq and is a predicted model, not a curated record.
AUGGAUCCGUCGCACGGAGCCGGACUGCCUCAUAGUAUACCGUGCCGAAUACCCAUCAGGAUUGCCAAACCCAACUAUCAGUGUUACCCGAUCCGGAGUAUUGGAAUGACUGCUGAUUUUCCAGUGAAGGGAAAACCGGUAAGGCAUCCAUGGGUAAUGCUGACCAGGCACUGGACUGUCACGCCAGCCGCUGUUGGUUGUGACAAGUCUGACACCCACGUUGCAUGGGAUGUGAGACAUGGGGCCAUCCAUUGGAUCAUCAACAGGCGAUCCGUGCUGAAAGAAACUCUGGAAUCGCAUCAAAAAGGGUCAAGCAACAACUUCCAGCCACCCCGUAGGCUCCGGAACGCGCACAGUCCACAUCUGCCGUUCAGCAUCGUUAACGAAGAAGCGUUGAUUGGCUUCAUCGCACGGAGAUUCGGGACAACCACAGCUGAGGGCGCCCCUUUCACCAACACCAUUGACAAUCUUGGACCUAAACGAACUAACGACGACCUAAAAUCGUUACAAUGCGGGGGAAGAUGGAGAGAUGGACAAGGAGCCUCCACCUAA